Messenger RNA from Osmerus eperlanus (European smelt), 4013 nucleotides. It is a transcript of the gene slc1a5, whose product is annotated as solute carrier family 1 member 5. The coding region runs from base 202 to 1797 and encodes 531 amino acids. Gene Ontology annotation, biological process: L-aspartate import across plasma membrane. The transcript has 8 exons. The record is from RefSeq and is a predicted model, not a curated record. Gene Ontology annotation, cellular component: plasma membrane. Gene Ontology annotation, molecular function: neutral L-amino acid transmembrane transporter activity; L-aspartate transmembrane transporter activity; symporter activity. Lineage: Eukaryota; Metazoa; Chordata; Actinopteri; Osmeriformes; Osmeridae.
CUUUUCAUCAACAGACUGUCCUCCGGUGGAUUUAGUUGACGGGUUGAGAACAGAGCUACUAUUCACGGAGACAGUCCCGUUAAAUACAACUAAAGAUAUCCUCAUCCAACACCAUUCCAAACCGGGGACCAAGAUUCAACUAAAGUUGAGAACCCGUUUUUUGUUUAAGCAGUUUGGCAAGGUAGAUCACCGGGGCGCAUAAUGGCAGAGAAGAUAACCAUGGAGGAGGGAAAGCCGUCCAACGGCGAGAAGUAUAUGGAGGAGCCCGUGGCCAACGGAAUUGGCGACCACAAGACCCGUUCUCCCGCACCGACGUCGGAGAGAGUAAAGAAAAUAGUUAUGGACAACUUGCUGGUGAUUUUGACCGUCGCCGGGGUCAUCAUCGGCGUGUUCAUUGGGCUCGGCGUGCGUCAGAUGGAACUCAGCCGGACGCAGAUCAUCUACGUUGGGUUCCCUGGUGAGAUUCUCAUCCGUCUGCUGAAGAUGAUCAUCAUCCCCCUGGUUGUGUGCAGCCUCGUCUCCGGGGCGGCCAGCAUCGACCCCAAAGCCCUGGGGAAGCUGGGUGGCUGGGCCAUGCUCUUCUUUCUGGUGACCACCUUGAUCGCCUCAGCUAUUGGGGUGGUGAUGGGUUUCAUCAUUCAGCCCGGGACCAACACCGGCUCCAAGCCCAAAGUAGCCGAACUCGACGAGGGGAUACCGAAUACCAAAGAGGUGGUGGACUCCUUUUUGGACUUAAUCAGGAACAUAUUCCCCUCCAACCUGGUGUCUGCAGCCUUCCAGUCUUAUGCCACAGACUACAAAUUUGUCACCAAGAACAACAGCCUGAUUGUGGAGAAGAUCCCAUUUGGAUACAACCAGGAUGGGAUGAACAUCCUGGGCCUGGUGGUGUUCGCCAUUGUGUUCGGCGUGGCUCUGAGAAAGCUGGGUGAGGAGGGGGAGAUCCUCAUCAAGUUCUUCAACUCCUUCAACGAAGCCACCAUGGUGUUGGUGUCCUGGAUCAUGUGGUAUGCCCCCCUGGGUAUCAUGUUCCUGGUUGCAGGGAAGAUUGUGGAGAUGGAGGAUGUUGGCACGCUGUUCGCCAGCCUGGGCAAGUACAUCGCCGCCUGCAUGAUCGGCCACGCCAUCCAUGGCCUUCUGGUUCUCCCAGCGAUCUACUUCAUCAUCACACGCAAGAACCCCUACACCUUCCUUUGGGGGAUAUUCACCGCUCUGGCAACCGCCUUUGGAACCAGCUCCAGCUCGGCCACCCUGCCCCUGAUGAUGAAGUGCGUGGAGGAGAAGAACGGCGUCUCCAAGCACAUCAGUCGCUUCAUCCUGCCCAUCGGCGCCACGGUCAACAUGGAUGGUGCUGCCCUCUUCCAGUGCGUGGCCGCUGUCUUCAUCGCCCAGCUCAACGACAUCUCCCUCAACUUCAUCCAGGUCUUCACCAUCCUAGUGACAGCCACGGCGUCCAGUGUGGGGGCCGCAGGGAUCCCUGCGGGGGGCGUGCUCACUCUCGCUAUCAUCCUGGAGGCCAUUGGACUGCCCACAAAUGACAUCUCCCUCAUCCUGGCUGUGGAUUGGCUCGUAGACCGUACCUGCACCGUGCUCAACGUGGAAGGUGACGCCUUCGGGGCGGGGCUUCUACAGUACUUCGUGGACCGCAACCCCACAGCAGAGGACGCAAGGGCGACGCUUAGCGAGGUGAGGGUGGAGGAGGAUGCGGGGGCCGAGCCCGAACAUUCGCCGCUCAUCCAAAAGCAAGGGCUGGAGGGGGGAGAUGCGCCGCGCUCCUGCGAGAAGGAGUCCGUCAUGUAGAGCGAGAGAACUCAACGCUGUCAAACCAGUCUUUAAUAAACAAGCCAACAAAUGACCCCUCCUGGAUACCCUUGAGCCCCCACCCCACUCCCACCUUCUUAGCUUCUCUUGACCUUUGACCCCUGGCCAGAUCCAACUAGAAACCAGGGGGUUGGUCAAUGAGAAGAUAUCUCUACUUGUAUCAUCCCUUCUGGAGAACGGAGGGAGAGGAUGGAGUGGUGGAAGUGAAGCAGGGGGGAAGAAGAGGAGUGAAAGAGUACCAGCCUGGUUUUUAAGUGACUUUUUUAUUAAUCCAUUUUUGCCUCCUUGUAGUACAUUUCAUUUGUUUUACAUCAGAUAAGCUUGUCCUUUGCUUGCUGAUUUUCUGGAGAGAGAGCCCUUUUAGACUAUUACUAUAUGAUGUCUGCUAACUCCCCCCAUGUGGGCUGGCCCGUGACUUUGCUAACUCCCCCUGUGUAUGCUGCCCCCUCUGGAAGUCCUUAGUCUGCCUGUGGCAGUAGGACAGCAGGAAAACACCAGGUCAUGUGUCUCAGUACAGUUCUCUUAACCAAAUGGAGUUCAAUCCUAAAAUAAGUGAUGUUGCCCAGAUGGACAAGAGACCCAACUCCCUAUAAGGACAAUCAGAGACACACACACACACACACACACAUACCUCUCUGCCCUUUACAGCUUGACCUCAGCAUGGUUAUCUUUAACAGCUGCUGUAGCAUUUUGAGGACUCUGGUACCCAGCAUGCCACUGAAACCAAAGGGGCGCAAUGCCAACCAGAAACCAGGAAUCAGAGGACUCCGCCCAUGUCACUAUGGAGAAAGAAGAAUGUUGCUCAGGGCAACCAUGUUUAUCCAUUAUAACUGUAAGAGUGUAAGAGUCUGUCUUCUGAGUGACAAGCCAGUCAUUUUCUGAAUGUUUUUUAAAAUUCUGUCAAGCACAAAAGCUGUUCUUGAAGCACAGUCAAUCACGUUCCAACACUUUAUAUUUUCUUAUCUGAGUUCAAGUAUUCCAUCAGUGAGCUGCCAGUGCACAGGUGUGUGUGUCUUUCACCAGUGUGGAGCUGCCAGGGACAUCUGGGAUCUAAUGAUGUUUCAUGGUGUGUGUGUGCGCACGCGUGUGUGUGAGAUCCCAGAGGCCUAUGGCAGAUGUUGAGUGUAAGUGUUGAAGAGAGAGAAAUUAUUUGAAAGGAAACAUUGUGGACUGAAUUAUGUCAAAAUCAAAAGGCUUUUUUGGGCUGACAAGCCUUUUUAGAAGUUAUGGUUAUUUCCUGACUUUUCUUGAAAUUGAAAUGUACCUUUUUACUACGUUCUAUUUAUUUCUGUGAUCUUUUCAAACAAUCCAAAGCAGUUUAGUUGAACCCAGACCCUGCCUAUGUUGCUGUAUCUUAUCACACCAUCACUUUUUAUUUUUUAUCAAACUUUUAGCAUCUCUAAAUCUGUUUAACUCAAAGCCCUGUCUGUCGUAGGAAAUCACUAACAUUAAUUUAAUUUCUGGAUUGUCUGAUGUUUCAGAUAUAACAUAUUAUUAGUUAUAAAUUUAAUGGAUGAUGUUGUGUAUUUUUCUAGAAAUGUCAUCUUAAAUCCGUUGUUGGUCAUGGCUUUUGAUACUUUAACUGAGAUUCUGUUUGAUCACGUGUGUGUGUGUGUUACAUGUUGGUGUCAGCUACUUCCCCGAACUCAUCCCAGUCAAAUUGUUUAAAACGUGGCCAACACAACUAGGCGUUACUUGUAUUUUUAUUUAACUUACGACCUAUUUGGAGAAUCCAGUUUCCUGUUACAUAUUGGCCCUGUUCUAAGUUGUCACAAACACUGUCCAACCUUGCAUUGUUGGAGCGUACUACAAAAGUAUAAAGUAUGCAUGGUCCCAGAACAGACUGAGUGUCUGCAGCCUUCAAGGUGGUGGUGGUUGCAGUGCUCUGUUACCCUAUACCAGGGGGCGUGUAGGUUUACACUUGAAUUCCAAUCUGAAGAACCCGUCUUAUAACAAGGUUGUUCAUAACCUUGAGGGGGGGGGGGGGGGUAGCUCUCUGUGACCUGGAUGUGUUACUUUGUGUCUGUAAAAAAAAAAAAAUAUAGAAGGAAAUUCGUCAUUCCAGAAGGGUGUCAGUUAUGUCACCGUGUGUGUGUCCUGUAGGUGUUGUCUGUUACAGGUGGCUAGCUGAGCCUGAGAGGCCAUUUUUCCGUUACAACUAAAUGUUCUUGCUUCAGAGAAUAAAAGUCUUUUUU